GUUUAUCCGCUGACUCUUGACAGACUGAAACUUCGAUCCGACCAAUCUCAACACCACAUAGUGGUCGUGGCCUACUCCAAGCUGACAGGGGAGCAUCGCAGUCAAACAUUCACAUGGCGGAGACCAUUACGGUCCCGGCAUCACUCGCUUCUCCGCACGCUAGUUCGGUACCUCGAACUCUAGCAAAGAGCCGCUCUCAACGACCAAGAUCCAAAGAUGCGCCAAAAGCGUCAGAGAGCAGUGGCAUCACCAAGAAGAAACAAUCCAAGAGUCGCAAUGGCUGUGUCACCUGCAAAGCGAAGCGUCUCAAAUGCGACGAGGUCAAGCCAAGCUGUGAGCAGUGCAAGAAACGAAAUGUACCUUGUGGAGGCUAUAAGAAGGACUUCAAAUGGCGACCUUUUGAAGAACCAGGUUAUAUAGGAAAACAGACCACCAAAGCAAGAAAAGACUCAGGUUCAUCUAGCACAGUCCCUGCACAGCCUGACUGUAAUUACAGACUCAACUCGCAUCAGCCAUACCACGACUACGCUGAUGUCGCCAAAAGCUUCUAUCAUGCGCCACCACAGUCGUUGAUACCCGAUGUAUAUAACUCGGCACAUGGCAGCUCCGUUCCACACCUAUCACAUCCGCUCGCCGAGAGGACGUACGCCACAUCGAUGUUGUCCCCAUUUGCGAUUACUCCACAGUCCAUCUCCCCAGUUGAUUCACAUGCACCAGUUUUCCCAGGAUCAGAGAGCCUUUAUGGAGAUGGCUCGGUGAGGACAGGGCGGAGCGAGAUCACCGCGCCUUCUAGCGUGGCUGCUGGACAGUCGCCUCGGCUCAUGGACCUCCUCGUACCUGGGACAGACCACUGCGCGCCUCCAGAAGAAUAUCUAUCGUAUCGAAAUCAGCAUGAGACGUUCUAUCAGCUUACUGGCUUCACACCUCCAGCAGAUCCAGAUGACGACGAUAUCGAGGAGAUACCCCGAAAUCUACACCAUGUUUCGAGAUCUUGGUCCUUGCGACAUUCCUCUCCAACACCGUCGAACUUUUCAAGUUCGUCUGCUGGAUCUCCAGAUCACGGCAUACCUGUGCAACCCCAACAUGCACUCUCUUCGCCCGAGGCAAUGUCACGACGGUUUCAUAGAGACACGUGUGGGAUACUGUCCGUGAAAGAUGGGCCUACAGAAAAUCCGUGGCGCACCCUCAUCUGGCCGCUUGCACGCGACUGUCCAGCUCUGUAUCAUGCCAUUGCAUCCAUGACAUCAUUCCAUCAGUCUUCUCAAUUUCCAUCUAUGCGGAUUCAGGGUAUCGAUCAUAUGCACACUGCAGUUCAGGCCCUCGCAGAAGGACUUCAGAAUAUGCGUUUCGAUGCAGCCAUAUCGACGACAUUGGUAUUAGCUUUCGCUGAGUCCUGGGAUGUGCACAUCAGCACAGGUAUCAAUCACAUAAAAGGUGCCAAGAUCCUGAUCAACCAAGCUCUGAUACAACAUCGACAGCUACAUAAGCAGGAUGAGGAGUGGAAGCGCCUAAAAUUCCUUUGCAAUACGUGGAUCUAUAUGGACGUUAUCGCUCGCUUGACAUCGGCAGAUGAUGACGAAUCUAACGAUGUUGAUGCCAUUUACGACAGUAUCCACUCAACAGGGGAAACGGAAGCGUCACUUGACCCGCUGAUGGGCUGCGCACAUUCACUGUUCCCUAUCAUUGGCCGUGUUGCCACUCUCAUCCGGAGGUUGCGGAAAUCGACUCGAAAUUGUCCGGACCUUACUAUGCAAGCGAUGCGUUUGAAGUCUCAGCUAGAGGAGUGGAGACCGCCGUCCUAUAUUGAGAAACCCGAAGACGAAACGACAAGCCCGAGAGACUCGCUCAAGACCGCCACGGCUUACCAGUAUGCAACACUACUCUACCUUCACCAAGCUUUUCCCGAGGUUCCCUCACUACCGGCGCUUGUCCUUGCCAAGCGAGCAUUAUGUGAGCUUGCCGCAGUCGAGCCAAGCUCUCGCUCAUGCAUCAUACAUAUCUACCCUCUCAUGGCCGCAGGCUGCGAAAUGGUUGAGGCAGACGAUCGAGCCUGGGUAACGCAACGCUGGGAGCUUCUCUCGUCCAGGAUGAAGCUCGGUAUCAUUGACAAGUCCCUGACCGUGACCAAAGAGGUAUGGGCUCGACGAGACAUCUAUGCCGCGGAGUGCAACAUCUUCGAAGCAAUGCGCAGCGAUAGCAUAUCCUCUACAAUACCACGUAAGCGUAAUCUCGACGCUUAUCUUGACAACGAUGAUGACGACGUCUGCUGGCUUGAAUCAAGGCCUAAUCGUAGAGCUCCCGACUCGGAUGCACAGCAUCCAACGUCGAUCUCACAUCUGUUCGAACAGGGACGCCGAAGGAGUGGAGCAUCACCAAACGACAACGUAGAGCUGCUCAAUCCAGAAUUCACAGUCAAAGGUCGCCUUCACUGGUUGGGCGUAAUGCGAGAUUGGAACUGGGAAGUACUGUUGGGCUGAGCGCACUAUCCAACUCGUCGCCACUAGAUUUGAAAAUCCGUCAGCAUCUUGCAUGCUGUCUCCUGGUCAUUCCGCCGCACUGCGUCUUUGAAUUUGAGGCUUGGGCACAAACGUUGACAUUCAGGAACCCUGUCGGCUCUCAUCCCAACGACCAAGCUCGAAGUGCUCCACCUC
Macroventuria anomochaeta is the source of this 2651-nucleotide messenger RNA. RefSeq lists its product as uncharacterized. Bases 114 to 2477 code for a protein of 787 amino acids. Lineage: Eukaryota; Fungi; Ascomycota; Dothideomycetes; Pleosporales; Didymellaceae. Gene Ontology annotation, biological process: positive regulation of transcription by RNA polymerase II. Gene Ontology annotation, molecular function: transcription cis-regulatory region binding; zinc ion binding; DNA-binding transcription factor activity, RNA polymerase II-specific. Gene Ontology annotation, cellular component: nucleus. The transcript is spliced from 4 exons. The record is from RefSeq and is a predicted model, not a curated record.